Molecule: messenger RNA, 4716 nt
Organism: Thamnophis sirtalis
Lineage: Eukaryota; Metazoa; Chordata; Lepidosauria; Squamata; Natricidae
Gene: CUNH5orf24
Product: chromosome unknown C5orf24 homolog
Source: RefSeq, a predicted model, not a curated record
CGUGCGAGAGAAAGAAGGGAAAGGGCCGAACGGCGGUGCCUGCCCGUCUCCCUUCCGCGGCCGCCGCUCCUGAGAUCGGGAAAAGCCCACCCGUCCAUUUGUCACUGGACCCGAGGAAGAGGAGGACGAAGCGAGACGCUUCCCUCCUCUGGGGCAGGAGCGUGAGCCCCUCUUCCCAUCUUCCUCUCCACCUCCAGGGAGGAACCGCGACAUCCGCCGUCUGGAAUCGCUUUCGAGCCUCUUGUUUGCGCCCCGUUGCAUUGGAGAGGGAGAUAUGGCUGCAGAUUUUCCCUGCCCCAUGAACAUUCAAAAUUUCAAGCAGAAAAUGAUGCACCCUGUUGCCAGUAGCAACUCCCCUUUCUGCGGGACUGGAAAAACAUCUUGCCUUAACGAUGACAAUGGGACACCCACCGAUCAGUUUGAUUUAUAUUCCACACAGCAAACCAAGUAUAGCCACACAGUUGGGCACAAGCCAAUACCAUGCCAGAGACAAGAUGCAUUAAAUGAACCACAUUUGCAGACCACAAGUAGCAGAAAUUUAGAGACGAAAGAUGAACUUAAAAAAAAGAAAAAUCUCAACAGAUCUGGAAAACGCGGAAGGCCUUCAGGGACGACAAAAUCAGCGGGGUACAGAACAAGCACAGGCAGACCACUCGGGACCACCAAAGCAGCUGGAUUUAAGACAAGUCCAGGUAGACCCUUGGGCACAACUAAAGCUGCAGGUUACAAAGUCAGCCCGGGGAGACCUCCUGGCAGCAUUAAAGCUCUAUCACGGCUUCCAAAUCUAAGUUAUACUUGUAGCAGUGCAGCUUUUCCUUAUUCUGUGGUGCAUAACAGAGGAGUACAUGCUACUGGUGAAACAAGUAGCAAAAUCAAACAACCCACUGAAUAAUAUGUAUAGGUUGAUAAAUAUUUCUCUAGUAAUCAUUUUUAAAUUAUCUGAGUUGUGGCAUGUUUUUUCACUUCUUUUGUAACUUUUUCACAACUUCCUUUCUUAUUUUUUUUAAAGAUGGCAUAUCAUAACCAUAUAAUGUUUCUUUGUUUACAAGUGGAAUCCCCAGUGAUGCCCUUGUGUAUUUUCAAAAAGUAGUUGCAAAUAUUCUGAACAACAAAAAAUAUUGCCUAGCCAUUUUAGUUGAGGAGCUAUUAAUUCAAAUAGCAGAUUUCCAGCUCCCUGGUUUUGAAGAUUGCAACAGAGACUUGAUGAAAACACAUCAGAGUAGAUUAAUAGAAAUCAAUCAUUCAAGAUUGUCUUAUAAAUAACAGUAGUUCUACAAAUUUUGCAAUGUAUAUGAUUCUUUUUUUUCUUUUUUUAAAUAGGAAUGAGUAGAAAUGAAUUUUUUCCACAAUUGCUGGAAUUUAACACGGACCUCAGAACUUGUAGAUAAUGUCAAAACUUCGAAGCUAUAUUUUUAGGAAGUUAUCAUUCCAGGCAGCCAUUCAUUGAAGUGCUAUCAGUUACAAGCAAUUCAAAUACUUUGUUAAAGAAAUAGUUUGUAUGCAGCACUUGAUCUAUAGUCUAAGUGCUACUUUUUUCCAUUACAGUAUGGUAUCUCUCUUGGAACUGCUGACUAUGGUUUAUAAAGCCUAAGACUAUACACACCAAAUUAUAAAUAAUGAAAUAUCAGAAUUUUUUUUAAUCUUAAAAGUGCUAUCAAAUAUGUAUUUAUUGGGCAUAAUUAAGGUUAUCUUUGAGAUUUUGUUCCCUUAUUAAUUCAAUUAAUUUGAUUGAUACGCAAUCAAAUAAGCGGAGUUGUAGAAUUGCCCUGUAUUUUUUAAAAUCUGUCCGGAAACAUACAAAUUCAAAAUGAUUUUAUAAUAUCUGCAUAGCUAGCAGCCUUUAAAAAAAAGUUUAAAAAUUUGGUAUAAUUGAAAAUUACACUUUUCAGAUACAUGAUCUUCCCAUCUUAAAAAUAAUUUUGUCAGUAAAACUUCUGGAGCUAAGUGAGCAUAUAUUUACCAAAGGAAGACAUUUCAUGGUUCAUAAUUGGAAAUGAUACAGAUGAUGCACAAGCAAGUUGUGAUUUGAUGUGUUUAUAGACACCCAGAUAUAUAACAGAUUUAAGGAAUAUAUCUAUGCAUGGAGGUGCAGAAUGAUAAAUACAAUUUCUGAAUUUUGUGCACCUAAAAUAAAUGUUCUGCUUUGAGCUGGGUAUGUGUUAUUAUUUUUAAGAUUGUAUAUGAGUGUGUACGUAUGUAUGUAUGUGUGAGAGAAAAAGGGGGAAAGACAAAAAAUGAUAGACUGUCUCUUCAGUAUUACACAAAUUGCAUUAUCAUUGACCAGAAAACACUCUAUUAAAUGGAUUUCAUAAUUGUUAUUCCAAAACUAAGUUUACAUUUAGUUAAUUCUUAAAUGUUUUAUCUUUAUAUUCACUUGAGAGAGGUUGUAAAUAUUUGCAAUUUUCAUUUGGAAUAGACCUCUUUCACAUUACGUACAAGUGAAAAUUAACAGUAUUGAAUUUUUUCUUUGUAAGAUCAAUGUUGUAGCCUCCUGAUGUUUUGAUGACAGCUCUGAUUCCUGUAAUGACAACUUAAGAAAUGGGUGUCAUUUCAUGCCUUUUUUAUCAGGAAAAAAACAGCAAGCCUUCAGGUGUUUCAGCCUAACUCAUAAUGAGCUGGACUUUAUCCUAUAUUUUAUAACAGAGUAUUGAAUUGCUUUGAGGGGACUUUGUACGCACUGGCAACCAUGAACCUCAACAGUACUGGAAGGCUUUUUAGUCAUGUAAACUAAGGCAGCUAAACUGCUACUAAAUUGUUUUGUCUUAUUUUUUGCUCAAGCUAUGUUUCCUUGAGAAACUUUGGAAUUAUCACUUUUUUUUAAACUUUUUUUCACAGAGGUGCAACUUUCGACACAGUGCUAAUGUGAGCUAAUUCUCCCUCAGGACAUAUAUUGUACUAUCUCUUUUAUUACACUUCCCCCGCCUCCCCCUUCCCAAAAGCUGCUUGGAGAGAAGCUGAAUGUAAAAUCUAAAAAAAACGGCAUACUCUUACGGCAAGAUACAAAUUUAUCUCAUGCCAGAAGUGUAUUUUUAAUUAACUAUAUUUCUUACCUCCUGUUUUUCUCAUGCUACCCUUUUUAAAAAACUUCUCAUAAAUGAGUUUGUUUGACGAUGCCAUACGGUGUAUUGGGAGGUAAGGCAAUGCAUUAUAGUUCUAAUGUGAUGAAUUAUGUAUUCUGAAAAAAUAUAUGAUGAGAAAAUAAGCAAUUUAUGCUCAUCUAUAAAAUAGAAAACAUCCAUUAAAAAGACCAAUACAGAUAAAAUAGGCAGAAAGGGUAGUUAUAUACUCAUUGGAUUUAUUAACCAGGCCAGGAGAGCACUGUUGGACAUUUCUUGAUUUCAAUUGAUUUUACCUUCUACUGCAGUUCAUAAGGGCCUUGCUAUAGAGAAAACAGAAGUCAGCGAUUUGAGAUGUUUGAAUGAUAAAUUCAAAUAUUUUUGCUACUGCUGUAUAUAAUCUUCUGAAUACAUUGUGCUUUUUUGGUACACUAUCUCUUGUCAUGAUAAACACUGCAACAGCAUGUUAAUUCCUAUGCUUUGUUAUUAUUGGGAAGGAAGAGAGUCCUUUCUUUCGAUAGUAUUGAUACAUGAUUUGUAAAGCAAAUGAUAAUUUUAUAUUCUAUAAAUUGUACUCUACAUAAGCUAGGAUUGUUAAUGUGUAUUCACACUGCUCAAAACAUCUACAUGUUGUGCUUUAUCUUUUGGUUAAAUAUAGAUAUUUGUUGUAUCUUUUGAUAAAUAAAUAAUUAAGUAUUAAUAGGGACCUAUACUACUUAAAAGACAGAAAAAAAUGCUGUUUACUUUCUAACUAACUUUACAUAAACUAUAGAACCAAAUAACUUUACUACUAUUUUUUAAGUCUUGCACUGGAUAUGUUCAAAAUUAUUGUAUAGGUAGUACUUUCUAAAUACAGCUUUGUCUACUAUAUCAAAAAUCACUUUUGUUUCAUAACUUUUUAAGGUUACUUAUUACUGAUCAGGAUCUUUGUUCUGCAAUGGGCCAUUUUUAAGAAAUUACACAUUUUCUUUUGGUGUCACAAGAAAUCCAGGAAAGUAAUGUAUAUGGGAUGGGAAAUUCCAUGACCAAUGAGGCAGGAGGGAUUACAGUCAGGGCAUUAAAAGAAUUUUAAAGGCAAAAACUUUCAGAAUGAGAAAUCUACAAUUAUUCCCUAAGUUUGUCAUUCUACUUUAUAUGACUGUACAUACAGCGGAGCAUCAUGUAGUUCACUAACUACAGUUGCUUGCAAUCAAAGCUUCUAGACUUGCUUAUACUCAAAUGCUUUUUAUUACACAUAUAUUAAAUAUAGUUCAUUAUUAUAAUGACAAUAUUAGAACAAGCCCUUCUUUUUGGUCUCCUCUCCCAAAUAGAUAAAUUUAAGUUCUGCAAUGUGUAAUCAAUUUCAUCUUGAAAAUUAUGAUAGCAUAACAAUUUUUUUAAAAAUAUAUAUUUAAAUACUGUAGGCUAUUUUAAGAUUUUCACUUUCACGACUUGCUUUUCCAUGGACAGGUUAUUUUAUUAGAAAAAAAAUCAUUAAUAUCAUCAUCCUGUCUUCUGGUGUAAAAAGUCUGAUUAGGUAACUGUGUUUGUUCUUACAUCCAUGAACCUCAGCUACUCAUGUGCAAUUGUCUGUAUGGGAAUGGCGUAGUAUUCAUGAACUGUACUUAUGUCAUCAUUUGGAUGUAUAUUUAUUAAUAAAGUAAUUACUUUAAACACAAAA